Messenger RNA from Cynoglossus semilaevis (tongue sole), 2635 nucleotides. It is a transcript of the gene egln2, whose product is annotated as egl-9 family hypoxia-inducible factor 2. Gene Ontology annotation, molecular function: L-ascorbic acid binding; peptidyl-proline 4-dioxygenase activity; ferrous iron binding. Bases 516 to 2165 code for a protein of 549 amino acids. Lineage: Eukaryota; Metazoa; Chordata; Actinopteri; Pleuronectiformes; Cynoglossidae. The transcript has 6 exons. The record is from RefSeq and is a predicted model, not a curated record. Gene Ontology annotation, biological process: cellular response to hypoxia; peptidyl-proline hydroxylation to 4-hydroxy-L-proline. Gene Ontology annotation, cellular component: cytoplasm; nucleus.
GGGAGGAGCGCGGGAAGAAGGAGGGGGAGUCUCAUCGACACAACGGAAAACAGUCCAUCUCUCUCUGUGAUUGAGGGUACCUCGUGUGGCUUUCUAGGAUCCCCUUUCGUCCUCAUCUCUCGGUGUCACUCGUGCGGAGAUUUAAGGUGUUGGGUCGGCGUCGCUGCCAUGUUUGUUUUUAUUAUUUAUAACCGAUACUAAUACUGGAAAGGACCGGGCCGGACCAUCCCGGAAAUAACAUGCGUACUCUCAGCCUGUCACGUACGCUCACUGAGGAUUUUGUUCUCUGUGUAAGAUAUUCUACACAACGUCAAGAUGUGUUUUGAAGAGGUACACGUAAACACAGAGAGCGACAGUAUUAAAUGACAGUGGAGGGGUGAGGUAAAGACUGAGUUUUUGGACAUGAAACUUCCUCUGGUCUGUGCGCAUGUGGCAGCUCAGCUCCCCAUCAGAGAAAGCUAGAAAAUGAGGCGAGGACGUGAGCUACGUGCGCAUCCAGCAGAUGACGAGAUGAAAUGGAGAUCCUGGGACGCACGGACCUUUUGAGCCCGAACUCAUCCCAGGAAUCCGUUGCUACUUUGCCUUCACAAGAAGGAAGGACCAGCGGAGAGCAGCUGCCCCGUAGACCCACUGAAGUUCAGCGCACGUACAGGGCGGACAUGGGGCUGAACGGCAUUUGUGCUUCGCCGGUCGGGAGCCCGACAGCCGCUGAGCUCCUCGCAGGUUUGUCCUCUCAGAACCACUCACCCGGAAUCACCACACCGACGAAACAGUCGAAGACCGGCGUCCCUCCUUACAACGGCGGGGUGGUGUCCCCAUCUGCCACCAUUGAGGGGAGCCAAGAAAGCGCUCAGGCUCACACACCUGACGGUUACCCGGCACAAAUAAAGGGAACAGAGGGUAUAAACGGUGACCUUGAAUACCCUCUCAUCACCAGCAGAGCCUUUCAUGGGGAGAGCGGGGAUUCGACAGGUUACAACAAGUGCCCUUUGUGGAUAAAGAGGGUCAAUGGUGAUCUGAAGGGCAGACAUGUGCACCAGCAGAAAUGCAGGCCUGGAGAGAAAAGAGUGUCAGAAACUAAUGUUGCAUCAGAGUCACUGGAGUUUGUCAGUUCUGGAAAUUCUGCAUUCAUUUCCAGAGACUUGGACUUAAAGAGGAGAAAGUUGGCAGAGGAAAGUUCGGUCCCUAAAUCUUCAGAAACCCAAAAAGUAACACAAGUGGGUACCACAUUAACUUUCAAUGUCAACGGCAGCAACGGUUGCAGCAAAAAGACUACUAAUCAUUUGCGCAGUGUCACUACUCAGUCCCCCUUCAUUUCUCCUGCUCCUCAUACUAAACAACAGAACGGAUAUAGUAAGGUGGCCUUCUCAGGUGUUACAGCUUUCCCUAACCAACCAUCCACUGUAGUGUCUAAUAGUAUUCAGAAGACACCAGGUCCUGCAGAAGCCUGCUUGUCAGCAGAACAUAUAGCUCGACAAUACAUAAUUCCCUGUAUGAAAUACUACGGUAUCUGCCUGAAGGACUACUUUUUGGGUGCUGGGCUGGGUGACAAAGUGCGGGAAGAAGUGGAAGCUCUGAACAACAGUGGAAAAUUUCGGGGCGGGCAACUGGUGAGCCAGAAGAGCAUUCCAUCUGGGAGAAUUCGUGGUGACCAGAUUGCCUGGGUGGAGGGCCAUGAGCCUGGUUGUGAGAGCAUUGGCAUGCUUAUGGCUCACAUCGAUGAGGCCGUCAUGUACAGUGCAGCCAACGGACAGCUAGGCAACUGUGUCAUCAAUGGACGCACAAAGGCCAUGGUUGCCUGUUAUCCAGGGAAUGGGACAGGGUAUGUUCGUCAUGUUGACAAUCCUAACGGUGAUGGACGCUGCAUCACCUGCAUCUACUAUCUGAACAAGAACUGGGAUGUGAAGACACAAGGAGGCUUGUUGCAGAUUUUCCCCGAGGGCAAAAAUGUGGUCGCCAACAUUGAGCCUCUGUUUGACCGGCUGCUCAUCUUCUGGUCUGACCGCAGGAACCCACAUGAAGUGAAGCCAGCCUACGCUACUCGCUAUGCCAUCACAGUCUGGUACUUUGAUGCCAAAGAGAGAGAAGAGGCUAAACAGAAAUACAGAUUGGCUGCUGGACAAAAAGGGGUUCAAGUGCCUGUGAGUCAAAACAGCAACACAUAAACGAUAAUUAAUGCAACGUCAAUGGAGAGCACUCUGGAAACGUCACGUGCCUUCCUUAAAACUGUAAAAUGGACGUGGUGAUAGUAAAGGGAGACACUAAAAAAAACUCAUCUCUUCACAACCUUCACGCAACUCUUGCAUUGCCAGCUGUCGGAUUCACGUCACUGGCCAUGUGAUGGCGCUGCUGAUUAAAGACACGGCCGAUACAGAGCACAACAGACUGUGCUGCGUGGAAAAUAUGAGGUCAUAACCAGGGGGUCUUGUUGAAAGAAAAAAAAACUGACCGUGUGAAGAUAACUAACUGAAAAGACACAACAACAGACAAACUUUUUGAAUUAUUCUUCUGGUUUUUCUUGUCACCUAGCAGCGGUGUUGUGAUAUGUCAAGAAAACAUAAUUUCUCCUCUGCUCUGUUUCAUCCCUCAGUUCAUGAAGCAUAAAUGAUCAAUCAACCGACAUAGAGGGGUUUAG